Molecule: messenger RNA, 6912 nt
Organism: Umbelopsis ramanniana AG
Lineage: Eukaryota; Fungi; Mucoromycota; Umbelopsidomycetes; Umbelopsidales; Umbelopsidaceae
Exons: 5
Coding region: 30-6587 (2185 amino acids)
Biological process (GO): protein ubiquitination; ubiquitin-dependent protein catabolic process via the N-end rule pathway
Cellular component (GO): ubiquitin ligase complex; cytoplasm
Molecular function (GO): zinc ion binding; ubiquitin protein ligase activity
Source: RefSeq, a predicted model, not a curated record
CUGCUUUGGACGAUCAACGAGGGGCCAAGAUGGAAGAACAUUCGGCCAAUCAGAAUUCUUCUCCCUCUAUUCUAAAGACUUAUCUUAACGAUACCCCCAAUUUAUUCGAAUAUGUUCUUAAUAAUGCUACACGAAGAGCUGUCCUGAUUGAAUGUUACCAAUCGCUCUGGGGCCAUAGCGAGGAAUUCAAACGUACUUAUUUUGUUCCGGAUGACCAGGCUUUUGAAAAACUUAUGGAAACCAAUGGCUCCUCUUUGCUUGCACUCAAUCGAUCAAAGCGAGAUCUAUCCAAUGGCACAAAUUCGUUACUCGAAACUUCAGAGAUCGAAGCGGAAUAUCAGCCUUCACAGCGAGGGAAGCAAUGCGGCCAUGUCUUUCAAAAAGGCGAAACCGUAUAUCGCUGCAGGACAUGCGGACUUGAUGACACUUGUGUUUUUUGCUCUCGGUGCUUCCACUCAACAAAUCAUGAAGGACAUGAUGUAUCGUUUUCUGUUAGUCCAGGAUCAGGAGGAUGCUGUGAUUGUGGUGAUCCUGAGUCUUGGAAGUACGAGAUUGACUGUGCUUACCAUUCUCCUAUGUCUCGACCUCCUGGUGAACCGUCCAGUUCAAUACCCAAUCCAAGACAGGAGAAAGCGGAUAUACCAAGUGAACUAAAUCGGUCUUUGCAUUCUACCAUUGGUUCUGUACUAGAUUUCAUUCUUGAAACUUUUGCUUGUAGCCCUGAGGAUAAGGUAACAACCGCCAACAUUAACAGCGACAGUCAGUCCGUCCGAUCCAAUGCCUUCUUUCGCGAUUCGCAGAAUAUCAAGCUCUCUCUUUCGCAUGCAAUUCGCCCCUCUGUUUUUUCUCAUGCUGAAGAUAAAGAUGAAGAUGUCGCUAUGAUGGAGAUCGACGAUCUCGACUUACCUGCUGAUGAGGCAAAAUCAUCUUCCUCGUCAGAAAUGUAUGCUUGUAUCCUUUGGAACGACGAAAGCCACUCUUACCCACAAGUUAUAGACCAACUUGUAUCUGCUGCUGGCUGUACUGAAGCCCAAGCUAAGGCUACAGCAGAGAAUGUAAAUCAAUAUGGAAGAGAUAUCAUAAAAUUGUCCACCAAUGUCGACGAACUUCUCAAUAUAGCUACAUCCCUGUCUACCAUUGGAUUGGCUGUAACUAUUCGAACCGCACAUGACACCUUUCGAGAGCAAGUUUGCACAAUAUUACUAGAUUGGCUCAAGGACUUGGUCAGUGGACGACUGAAAUGUUUUGAUAGUGUAGAACAAGGAGAUGCGAUCCUUCGUGAGGUAGUUUGUGAUGAAUUAUGCACACAAUACACUCUUCCACCGGACUUGGCCGUCCUCUCUUUACAACUUCGGCAAGGGAGAGGGAGUGAUGAUGAGAGUGAAGACGAUCCCUCCGUAGAUAUGGACUUUGAGGAUUCUAGAGUUCCACAAACGGCUAUUGGAGGAGCUGGUACAGCUGGAGAUGGUGUCGCUGCCUUUGAUGGUUUGGACGUUCAACCAAGAGAUUUAUGGACGAUGCCCACCAAUGCUCACAGAAGAAGACUUGCUGCAGCUGUUUCUACUGGUCCUGAAAGUGAUUCUGAUCAUCAACACGACAAUCAUUCAUCCAACAGUGAAUCUGCUGAUCUCUCACGUCGACAGAGACAAUCAUCAUCCUAUUAUCGAGCCAACAACAAACGUAAUGCCCUUAAACGAUAUGACAUUGCUGAUCUUAACUGGGACUAUAACGCCUUACUGAACCAAUACAACGAACUGGCUGAGGAAGAAGCCCUUGUUCACGAUGAGAUGUCCGCAAAAAUAUUCAAAUCGACAGCAGUGGGUAAAAAGGUAGCUGAUGGAAUUUUGAGUGGCUCAAAAUUGCGACAAGAGUAUGAAAGGAAGCUUCGACUGGAUUAUCUCAUGCUGUUUGACUUGCGGCUUUGGAAAGAAGUUCGUUUGGCUCUCCGCCAAUUGUUCAUAUCUUCUUUGGCACCUCGUCCUGACUUCAAGAAGCAGAUAGCCAUACGCCUCGCCAGAAACUACGUCACGCUUGCGGAUGCUUUCUUGCUGCGCGACCGGGAACCAGAGAAUUCUAUUAUCCUUUUCUCUGUCCAGCUCCUAACCGUACCCACUAUUGCAUCUUUGGUCGUCAACGAAUGUCAUUUCCUUGGCCAGAUUUGUUCCGUACUUUCCAGCUUUUUCUUGACCGAUUGCGUGUCGCUACCCCUGAUUACCGAUAGCAAGCAAGGGUCGAUGCGAGUCAACUGUGAAGCAAGAUCCUUCCGCAGCCGUCGCUACUUCAGUGCUUUCCACGACUUACGGUAUAUUAUCAAUACAGAAUCAGUCAAAGAAAGCAUCAUUCGAGAGCCACUCUAUCUUCGACAAUACAUUGGCCUCAUUAUCAUGUUUCAAGACAUGAAUGCACUUGUCAGACAAGCAGAUACCCAUAUUGAGUACGAGUCAGAAACAUGGGUGAAUGCCUUCAAUGUUACGUUGCAAAUAGCAAAGUGCUGUCGACAGUUCGCAGAAUGCUACGCUGCGGUGGCUUCAGAUAAUGAAGUUAUGCGAGUUGAGAAAUGCAAGGCUCUUGUUCGUGCUAUUUUGAGGAUAUUCAAGGUGUUUAGCGACUGGGUAGCCACAGACACCGAAAAUGAAUUGGCCGACAGUACUGAAUUAGCCAAAGAACGGCUUCCACAGCCUCGUAUCGCGGGUAUACAAGAACAAGAAUAUCAUAACCUUCAAUUAAAUGGUACUGGCUCCUAUUGGAUUAUCAAGUAUGAUGUAGCUUCACAGCCAGUGUCAUUCCAUCAUCCACUUCACUGGCUCUUGGCUGGAUUACUGGAGAAUAUCAGUCUACUGGAUGAUGGUAUUCUCGCAGAGGCUGGCUGGCUGGGCAACUUCUGUGAUUUGAUUCGAGGCACUGACUAUUGUCGCUUCGAUUUUAUCGAUGAUCGACGUCUUCUUGCUAUUUUGGAAUACCCCAUUCGCACCAUUGUGCUACUGUCGCAAAUCCGCGCUGGUGUUUGGGUUCGCAAUGGCUAUGGUGUACGAAACCAAGCUCAUCAUUACCGGGAGAUUUCUUUACGGGAGAACACGUUUGAUGCCGAUGUCUUCCUUGUUCAACUUGGGUUUACUGUGAUUGACCCUAACACCUUACUUGUGACUUUGCUCGAUCGAUUCCAACUGGCAACAUGGUUUACUGGUGAUCUCCAGCAUGAAAACUACGAUGCAUCACAAUUGAUUUUUAUGGUUGAGGAACUACUCAAUCUUCUUAUUGUAUGCGUAGCUGAGCGUGCAAAUGCGACAGGUAUGGAUCUCGAGCAAAAAGUCCAGCGCGAGAUUAUUCACAGCUUGUGUUUGGGACCCUUACCACAUUCCGAUCUGGUCAAGUCCAUCCCCGACCGGCUACACGAGAAUUUUGCUUUCGACACCAUUUUAUCCAGUGUAGCCCACCUCAAGCAACCUGAAGGUCUCAAUGAUCUUGGUCAAUAUGAGCUGCUCAACAAACAUUUCGAUGAAGUGGACCCCUACUUCUGGCAUUAUACCCGUAAUAACAGAGAAGAAGCCGAAGAAAUCUUGCGAAAGAAAUCAAGCCAGCCUCCUGAAGAAUAUUUCUAUGUUCCCAAGUUACCAAAAGUUACACAUGGUCCAUUUGUCAAAAUGGGUAACCUUCUACAUUCAAAAGUUUUUGUACAUAUUAUUUUUUUUGCCCUGUACAAUACUAAGCAAGGAAUCGCCACUGGAAAGAGUGAUACCGUAAUGGAUCAAGCGUUACAUCUAUUGCUUCUUGCCUUGGUGGAUGAAAAUAACGAUUUCAUUACCCAGGUAGCAGAGGAUGGUGGCCAAGCCGGAUUUGUACAUUUAGCCUGCACUGUAGAAUUUGUAAUCGAAAACGACCGAUUGACGCUUCUGGAACUUUUACUCAAAUUCCUCCGAUCGCCCGAUCUUAAGGAUAUCCACCCUCGCUGCCAAUGGAUCCUUAAUCAGAUGGAUAUCAGAGGUUCGCUACGAGUGAAAGAGAGCAUACAAACCUGGCGAGGCAUGGUCGACAAUGAGGACAAGACACAGGGAACUGCACCAUCUGGUAUGAGCGAGCGCGAUAAGCAGAAGCAGCUGGUCAAAGAACGGCAAGCCAAGAUUUUGGCUCAAUUUGCCCAAGCUCAAUCACAAUUUCUCGAACAACAUGAAGAUCUGUAUGAGGAUGAAGAAGAUGAAUUUGCCAGUGUCGACAUGGAAAAUCAAGACGACUUGGAUAUGUCUCAAGAAUCAGCAAAUGCUGACGAUCAUUCUCGACAACGUCAGUGGGCAUUCCCUACUGGUACUUGUAUUGUAUGUCAGGAGGAUGCACAUGAACGCUCACAGCAAUAUGGUAUACUGUGCUUAAUACAAACCUCUAACAUACUACGAGAAUUUCCGUCUGACGAUGUCGACAUCAUGAACGAUGUGUUGGAACACGCUCUUGGAUCUGGUAUUGAAUCUCUCAAUGUGGGCUCGGAUAACAGCCAUGAUCCCAAAGCAAUACGCGGAUUCCCUCGUCAAAGUCAUAAAUCGGGCAUGUAUGCAUCUACGUGUGGCCACUUGAUGCAUGUAUCGUGCUUUGAUACUUAUUGUGCGUCCAUCGACGUUCGACAUCAAUCUCAACCUACACGCAAUCAACCUGAAAACACAAGCCGAAGAGAAUUUGUAUGCCCAUUGUGCAAAUCACUUGGGAAUGCACUGCUACCCAUUGCCUGGAAAUCUACACGUGAAAGUUAUCCUGGUGUUCUCACUCCAGCUAAUGAUGAAGCGUAUGCUGGCUUUCUGCAACAAGAUAUGCACCGAAUUGUAGACGACCUUGGUGGGAUGAUCAAAAGUAAUGGCCACGGCCGUCAACGGCGACGUGGAGGAAACGGAACCCCUUCUCGAUACCGUGAAGGAUUUACGUCCCUUUCAGCAUCAUCUUUACGUGUGGAAAAUUCAGAUAUUGUACCGCACACUCUUCCAUCUUUGCCGCUCUCUGGGUUGAAUUUUGGUUCAGGUGGCAACGGCCCUAAUCCUCUAGGACCAUUUGGCAAUGAGACGCUUAAUACCACGAAUUCAGAUACAAAUCUCAUCAGCAAUAUCAGCAAAUCGUACGCUCAACUAUCUGAAGUCAUGCGCCUAUCAUGUCAAGCAUUAAGCCUUGUAUGCGGUGAUAAGACCAUGGAUGCCCUUCGGUUAUCAAAUUAUGUAAAAAAUGUGGACCUGCUAUGGUCUCUGUAUGGCUUCACAAUUUCAGCUGUAGAAAUUGCCCUUAGGUCACAAAAAAUCCCAACCGUGGAACCUGGUGGCGAAUAUUCCAACACCAUCAUGGACUUUAUGGCACCGCAAAUGCAAACGUUGUUACGUAUUUUGCCGGAAACCAUUAUUGCAUUCACUAGUGUGAGGAACUCUGGUUUAUCCAAUGAUCCAAAACUCAAUCUGAUGGCGGUUGGCCGUAUGGCUCAAUUAUAUCCGUCCAUUGCUAUACCAAGGAGCGUUAGUGAUACAAGUGUUGCUCAGGGAUUUUCUUAUCAAAAUCAACCACUGCUCCUAGAUGAUCCAUUCUUGGUGUUGGCCGAAUUAUCAUUGUACUGUGUGACGGUACUCGAUGUACCUGUACAUCACCUCAUGCGGCUACUAUAUCUUGCAGAGAUUGUGAAAGCGACUAUUGGUAUCAUGCAGGCCAUGGAUGGACGCCCAAACAAUAUUCGGACCGAAACGCUUUUCAAUGCCAUCAAUCAACUGCAAUCGUGUUCACACCCCUCAAGUACGGUCACAUCGUUUGUAGCGGCCAUUAUGGAGCCUUUUGGGAUGUCCUAUGAAGCGGUGGAGCAUUGCCUUAGGUCCAUGGGAGAAACCGCCUUUUUCCAAGUCUUGCAAACAUUUGUACUUCCUUAUCUUCGAAAAUGUACAAUUCUGAUGGUUACUCGACAUGGACUUCUUCUGCCAUCCGGCAACAGAACUGACGCUGAUUGGACAAUUCAGCAGGAGGUCGAACAAGUGUGCAGUCAACUAAGCUUGCCGAAAAUCGAGGAUCUAUUGGACCGGCGAAAUAUAUUAGCCGAAGAACAAUCGCUGAUCCAAGAAUGGUGUCACCUCUUGGCGAACGAACCCACUGACCAGCAAGCCGUGGCUCUCAAUCUUCCAACGACAUUCCACCUGGUUAAGCUACCCAGAAGAUUGGAUGAACUGUUUGAAAUUAGUUUGCGCUGUGUUUGUCAUCGAUGCGGCACCAUACCCAAUGAUCCAGCCCUCUGUUUACUCUGUGGUACAUUUGUGUGUUCUCAAAGCUACUGUUGUUCGGAAGGCGAAUACGGUGAAUGCAACUUACAUCAAUCUGUGUGCGGAGGUGAAAUUGGCAUCUAUCUGGAUGUGAAACGCUGUGUAAUUUUACUGUUGCGCACUGGCAAUGGCUGUUUCAUCAGUGCUCCCUACCUAGACUGGCAUGGCGAAGUUGACCUUGGGCUCAAGCGAGGUCGACCACAGUUUCUUAAUCAAAAACGUUAUGAUGAUAUAAUGAAACUUUGGCUGCAACAUAAUAUUCCAGUGUACGUGGGUCGCAAACUCGAAGCAACGUAUGACUGUGGAGGCUGGGAAACGAUGUGAUGACGUAGAGACCCUAAGGUCAAGGCGCGUGAUCCCAUGGAACACUUUUGAGCCUCCAAGCCACCAAUACCGACCUUUUAAUGAAAGGCCUUCGGUUAGGCAUAUAGCAUUCUUUUGUAAUUUGAUUGAUUUAUCUUUCUGUUCCUUGAUAUUAAAAACCGAGUUUUCCGUCUAGUCGAGAGAUGUUUCAUGGAUACUCUGACCUGUUUUUAGACCAAGUACGAGGGGACAGGACCCAGUGUUCUCACAGAGGCCAUUUUUUUGAGGUUCCGCCCAAUUCUUUUUUGGAGAUGCGCUGACCUUUUUUUCCAUCUUUUUUUUUGGG